AUGCCCCCAAUCCCACGAACCACCAAACAAUGGACCCUCUCCCACAAACCACACUCCCAUCUCCCCAUCCUCCCUAACACUCCUGAAUCCCUUUCCUCCGAAACACCCCCAACAUUCACCCUCACCACCACCACUCUCCCCUCCCCGGGGCCCUCCCAAGCCCUCCUCAAAACAAUCUACCUCUCCAAUGACCCCGCCCAACGCGGUUGGAUCUCCGCCACCGCCGAUCCAGCCCGUCUCUACGUCCCGCCCAUCAACGUCGGCGAAGUCAUGGGCUCGACCGGUAUCGCGGAGGUCGUUGUCUCCGGGGACGAGUCCCGCUUAAAGCCAGGGAGCAGGGUGUUUGCGCGCACCGGGUGGAGCGAGUACACCAUUGCUUCUAUUGAAGAAUGUACGGUUAUCGAGAGUUUGGAGGGCCUCAGAGAUACGGUCUUUCUGGGCUCGUUUGGUUUGCCAGGAUUGACGGCUUAUUAUGGUCUUGUGGAAGUUGUUAAGCUUGGUAAGGAGGAUACGGUUGUGGUUAGUGGGGCUGCUGGGGCCGUUGGGAGUAUGGUUGUGCAGAUUGCGAGGAGAGUUGUGGGGUGUAAGAGGAUUAUCGGCAUCGCCGGCACAGAUGAGAAAUGUCGCUGGGUUGAGAAGCUCGGCGCAGACGUGUGUAUCAACUACAAGAAGGAUACUUUUGAAGAGGAUCUCUUCCGUGAGACGGAGGGAUUCGUGGAGGUGUUCUUCGAUAACGUUGGCGGCAAGAUCCUCGAUCUCAUGCUUCUCAGAGUGAAGCGAUAUGGACGCAUUGCUGCUUGCGGCACCAUUGCAAACUACAACCGAGACGGAGAUCCGGUGGGAUUGAAGAACUUCUAUGAAGUGAUCUCCAACCGCAUCACAAUCCACGGCUUCCUCAUCUUCGAUUACUUCCCGAAGAUCGCCGAGGCCACUCAGGUUCUGGUGCAGGCAUGGAAAGACGGGAAGAUUGAGGUCGACGACGCGACGGAGACGGUCGUACAGGCGAAAUUUGAGGAUAUUCCGGCUGUGUGGGUGAAAUUGUUCGAGGGCGCGAAUACAGGGAAGUUGACUACGGAGCUUGUUUAG
Aspergillus melleus is the source of this 1086-nucleotide messenger RNA. It is a transcript of the gene QOR1, whose product is annotated as MDR family NADP-dependent oxidoreductase. NCBI's taxonomy places the organism in Eukaryota, Fungi, Ascomycota, Eurotiomycetes, Eurotiales, Aspergillaceae. The transcript is spliced from 5 exons. The coding region runs from base 1 to 1086 and encodes 361 amino acids. The record is from RefSeq and is a predicted model, not a curated record. Gene Ontology annotation, molecular function: oxidoreductase activity, acting on the CH-CH group of donors, NAD or NADP as acceptor.